This is a messenger RNA of Coregonus sp. 'balchen', 1067 nucleotides long. NCBI's taxonomy places the organism in Eukaryota, Metazoa, Chordata, Actinopteri, Salmoniformes, Salmonidae. The record is from the annotation of a GenBank genome assembly.
UUGCUGGCUUGCUGCCCUCGAUCCAAACGGGAACUUUGACUUCAAGCUGCCAAUGUUUUGGGGGUUCCUGAUCCCUGUGGCGUUCAUUCUUAUCUUCAACAUGGUGGUGUUGGUAUAUUUUGCAGUUACAACAUCCAAGACCAACCCACAUAUAACCAGGUAACAUUAAUGGGGGCAUUUUGGGGGCACAAAGUGGAAAGUUGUAGUCAUAAAGAUCAGUCUUGAUUUAAAUGCCUACUAACGAGCUUGUUAAUUUUGUAUUGUCUUUCAAUUAAAACUUUUUAUAAAUAAAAUGCAUGCUUUUUUUUAUUAUUAAUUCAGUCAUUAGUAACCAAUUCAUACUAUUUAAUGAGCACCAUGCUCUAACCCACUCAGUCAUUGGAAGCAUACUGUUAUAUUACCACAGCAUUACAGCAGUCUAUGACAGCAAUCUAAGCAUGUUGGUUAUAUUUCCCAGUACAAGACACACAUCGAUGAAGAAGAAGUUCCUCAGUAGCUUUUCUCUGGCUGUGGUGCUCAGUCUCUCCUGGAUCCUGGGCUAUCUGUUGCUCAUUACACCGAACCAGACCAUGUACACCAUACUCAACAUCUCCUUCUGUGUACUCACCACCACUCAGGUAGUAAAUGUAUGCACUCACUACUGUAAGUCGCUCUGGAUAAGAGAGUCUGCUAAAUGACUCAAAUGUUAAAUAUAAAGACUAGUGUACUAUUGUACCACAGAAUCCAGACAUGAUUGAAAACUAGACAGCUACUAAACAUUAAUAAAUUCCGCUGCUCUUUAUGGAAACGCUACCUUUUGUUUGUCCUUUUGUGUUCCUGAAAAUACUUGAUAAUGUCUUUGUGUUUUCGUUCCACAGGGCUUGCAGGUUUUCAUUCUGUUCACAGCAAGAACAGCAAUUGUCAAGAAAAUGAUGUCAAGUGCUUUGAAAUCUGUCUCUAGCGCUAGGAUCCCUCUUCACACCAAGAAGUUCAGUCUAUGGCGAGGCGAGCAAAGUGAAAAAGUAGAAUCAUACACACAGCAGGACACUGAUCUGUCAUUUCCACCUUGUUCCUCACAGACAUCUAAC